This is a messenger RNA of Knipowitschia caucasica, 2043 nucleotides long. NCBI's taxonomy places the organism in Eukaryota, Metazoa, Chordata, Actinopteri, Gobiiformes, Gobiidae. The record is from the annotation of a GenBank genome assembly.
AUGUCCACUCUAUUCUCCCUCUGCACCACUACAGGAGUUAAGAGGCUCCAACAGCCCUCUCCCAAGAGCUCCCAAAGCCUCCUCCCCAUUCUGACUAGUAUGGUCGGAAUUUUCCUCAUUAACUCUGUCCUGAUUUCUGCGAGCUACGAACGGCCCUGCGGUAAAGUCUGGGUUGUCCUGAUCUGCGCUCUCCUGAUCCCCCAUGUCAAUGCCCAAGCAUAUUUAGUCUCGGAGGAGCUGUUGCAGGCGGAGGUGUCUGAAAGCCUGGGGAAGCUGAAGAUAAGCCUGGAGCUCUGCCACAUGUUCAGAAAGACAUAUGAGGAACGCAGAGCAAACCUGAGCCAGUAUCAGAGGAACGGAAAUACGGUUCCUCCCUGGGACUUCUCCCCUCAGCUGGUCUUCAGCCGCCUGGAUCUGUUCACACAGAGACUCGUCAUGGUCAAGGAAGUGCUGGAAACUGUUGUUGACCUGUUCAAACUGGAGAAGCUGGAGAUCGGAGGAGUGAAAGGACACAUCCUGAGCCAACAUGUCCAAAUACUGCACCAGAACUUUGUUGAAGUCUACAAGAACUUUGUAAAUAAGUCCUCUGCAUGUUUGGACCUCACAAAUAAGGACUUUGAUGCUGAUGUGAGUACAUUUCAACUCCUUGUGGAGGACACAGACCGACGUCUUGGAGCAAUUUUCUGCCAGGCCUUUGACAGUAACCCUGGACUGGAGCAUGCCUUUAAGGUAGUGGACUUGUUUGGGAGCCUAUGUGAACGCUCCCUAGUGGCUGCAGAUGCUGUGUCCAGAUAUCCCAUACUGUUGUCUAUGUUUGACCAAGAACUGGACAACACCAGGGUUUUGUACAGAAGACACAUACAGGCUGCUGACCAACGAGCUUGGACCCCAGUGAAUAAGAACAUGCCAGCGGUGGCAGGUGGGCUCCGCUGGGUCCACGAGCUGAAAAGAAGAAUCCAGAGCCUCUUCUCCAUGUUCACACAGCUGUCCUACCCAUGCCUGGAGAGUGCGGCAGGAGCUCAAGUCAUCCACAAGUAUGAAGACACAAUGCAGCUACUGGACAGGUAUGCGAGUAGCUUGUAUGACUCCUGGGCACAGACUGUGGCUCAGACCUCUGAGUGUAACCUGAGUCUGCCCCUCAUCACACGAGAGCCCACCAGCCGCCUACUGUCCGUCAACUUCAACCCUCAGCUGGUGUCUGUCCUUCGGGAGGUGAAGUAUUUGACGUGUGGGCAGAGUGAGGCUCUUCCUGAAGCUGCACUACUGCUUUACUCCAGAAGAGAGCAUCUGUGGCAGUAUGUGUCAAACCUGGAGCUCACUGUCCACCAUUACAACAAGAUGACGCAGUCAGUGUUGGAAGUGGAGUUACCUUUGGUCCAGGCACAGCUCCAGAACCUGGACUCUGAACUCAAUAAGGCCCAAGAGGUGCUGCAGUGGAACUCAGAAGAUAUCUGGCCUUAUAUUCUGGAGGUGAGAGACCAUGUGUGUGAGCUGGAGGCCCGGCUGCAGAAGAGCAAAGAGAACAUAGAAGAUAUCCAGAGGAUUACCCGUGGCUGGGCCAGCCCAGUGUUUGAGCGCAGAGAGGGCAAAAGGGACGCACUCCUGCGCCUGGACGAACAGACAGACAAACUGGAGAACUUUUACAACAUGAUCCGUGCCUCUGGAGAGAAGAUUCUCUUCCUGCUUAAAAGCAGCUUGCAGCUCCUGGGAGCAGACGAAUCGUCAGAGGAGUGGAAAGCUUAUUUGGAUUACAUAGAUGACAUGAUCAUGGACGGCUUCUUCCACAGUAUCCGGGAUUCGCUGCAGUUCCUUCUGGACAACACAGACCAGAAGAGCACUGCCCCUCUGAUGGAGGUGCUGCUGGAUCUGAACGUGCCUGACCUGAUCUUCAGUCCGUCACUGGACUACGGAACAGGAGACGGCCUCCUUGAUCGGGUGGAGGUCCUCAUCAGAAACCUUUUCAGAAUGUCUUCCCUUGUGCCCCGUGUGGCAAAGCACUGUGGCAUCCCUCAUUACCAGGUCAGACAUGGAGAAAACACAUAA